AUGUCGUCCCCUGAUGCAACGAUUGAGGCUCUCCUUGGCACAGCUCGCGCCGCACGUUGCCACAAUUCGUUCUUCCGCCAGCAACAGCUCAAAUCCUUGCACGACAAGUUGCGCAACAACGUCCAGAAAAUACGAAAUGCUGUGAAGGGAGACACAGGCGCAAUAGAUGCGGAAAUUACGAAAGAAAUUGCUGCUACGCUUAAAGUCAUCAAGGAGCAUUAUGCAGGCAUCGAUCCAGAGAAAGAGUUAGAUGAAGAAUACAAAGUCCAACAGCGACAGAAUGCAGCUGACAGAAAGCUUCCAUGGGGAGUCGUGUACAUCGAGCCCCAACUACGACAUACGCCGUUUUUCAGCGUGGUAGUUCCGCUCUGUGUUGCUCUCGCUGCUGGCAAUUGCGUCGCACUGAAGUUAGAAACAACGACACAGGUUCUUCCUGCCUUACUCCAGACCCUCCUCCGGGACGCGCUCGAAUCUGACACUUUCCAAAUCGUGACGUCCAGUCCCUCUUCGGAAUCCAUCGCUCAGUGUUUGUCAGUUUUGCAACAUGGCGAAGGAACACCACAGCCGACGUACUCCCAGCUUGUUUCGCCCGGUAGCAAAGUAAUUGCGGUAGUAGAUAGAACCGCUGAUCUCUCUGUUGCUGCCGAACAGCUUGUCAAAGCCCGCUUCGCGUUUGGUGGCACCUCGCCGUACGCUCCUGACGUGAUUCUUGUCAACGAGUUUGUGGAACGCGAAUUUCUGAACCUGGUGACGGAACACUCCAAGCAGUACCUCUUCGCAACAGUAUUCUCAGAAGAAUAUGAUGAUCAGAUACAGUCUGACUACACUUACGCUGGACCACAUAUGGUAGAUACCAUGGUCGCCAUUGAGAAAGAUAAAAUCUGGAAUAUGAGCGGCUGUGCUCACGGAUGGAAUGGGCACAUCGGAAUACUGAGCACAUCUUCCAAAACGCUGGCCCCUCUGCCACCAAAAAUCUCAGCGCCCAUUUUCGCCUCAUUUCCCAUUACCUCGCUGGACCACGCUGUCGACCUAGCUGCUCUUGACUCGGACGACCAACUUCUCGCCGCUUACCAUUUCGCCGCCCCCGCGCACACGAAAUACCUCUCCCAGUUCAUCAAAGCACGCAUCUCAUUCGCAAACUACGUGCCUACAUCCCUCCUCGUAGGCCCCGCGGCGCCUGUGGGACACAGUGUUGAUCAAACUACAAGGUACACAAAAGAUCAAUUUAUCCGCCACAGUCCAGUGUUCGUCGCGGGCUCGAAAUCACAUUCUGGUCUGGACAGCACCGCAUCCAAAGAAGUGGACAAGCUGUUGGCCGAUGCAGCAAUGGAGAUCAAGGCGAAGAAGAGAGCAGAGUGGAAGUCUCUAGGUUUCUUCGAACAGGGUAUCUUGAUUGGAUUGGGUGUGUACGGAGUUCCGAUUCUUACAUGCUUGGGUGCUUCUGUGUAUUUUGGUGUCAGGGCUGGAAUGAGGAGAUGGUCUUUAUCAUAA
This is a messenger RNA of Periconia digitata, 1491 nucleotides long. NCBI's taxonomy places the organism in Eukaryota, Fungi, Ascomycota, Dothideomycetes, Pleosporales, Periconiaceae. The record is from the annotation of a GenBank genome assembly.